Messenger RNA from Phialemonium atrogriseum, 2162 nucleotides. RefSeq names its product thiamine pyrophosphate protein TPP binding domain protein. The coding region runs from base 135 to 1937 and encodes 600 amino acids. The transcript has a single exon. Gene Ontology annotation, cellular component: acetolactate synthase complex. The record is from RefSeq and is a predicted model, not a curated record. Gene Ontology annotation, molecular function: thiamine pyrophosphate binding; flavin adenine dinucleotide binding; acetolactate synthase activity. Gene Ontology annotation, biological process: L-valine biosynthetic process. Lineage: Eukaryota; Fungi; Ascomycota; Sordariomycetes; Cephalothecales; Cephalothecaceae.
CGUGAUGUACAACUAUUUAUGGGAAGCUCCAAGACGACCCAUAUUCUCCUUUCCACAAAGAACCGGUUCAUCCUCGUCCCUGGACCUUUAUUCAUCCAUCCAUUCCAUUUCCCCCCCCCUAUUCCCGGCCCAACAUGGUAGAACAUGCACCUCCAAACCGCGUCUGGAGCAGCGAUGCCAUCGUCACGCAACUGUCUCGGCUCAACCUCAGCUAUGUUGCCCUGGUACCUGGCUACAGCUUUCGUGGCCUGCAUGACAGCUUGGUCAACUACAACGGAGAUCAAAACCCGGAGAUCAUCUUGUGUCUCCACGAGGAACACUGCGUCGCCAUCGCUCACGGAUUUGCCAAGGUCGCCGAGCGCCCAAUGGCUGCAGCGGUCCACGACAGCGUAGGCUUGAUGCACGCUACCAUGGCCAUCUACAAUGCUUUCUGCGACCGGGUCCCCGUCGUGGUCUUGGGCGGUGUCGGGCCCCUGGACGCUGCGAAGAGACGGCCGUGGAUCGAUUGGAUUCACACUGCAGCUGACGAGGCGGCACUUAUCCGGCACUUUAUCAAGUUCGACGAUCAGCCAGCCUCGGUGCAGGCCGCCAUCUACAGCGUUAUCACGGCUGCUGCAGCGGCAUCGCAGAUGCCUCGAGGACCGACCUUUGUCUGCCUCGACGUGACUCUGCAAGAAACCCUGGUGGAGGACCCGGCGGCGCUGCACUUUCCAACCACCCAACGCUAUCUUCAUGAAGCAACCCCUCCCGGUCCUUCUGCAGAGGACGUGGAGAGGAUCCGAGUUACCCUGCACACUUCGCAGCGACCCCUCUUCCUGAUGGGCCGUGUGAACCGCUCACAGAAGAGUUGGCACGAGCGAGUCCAGCUGGCAGAGAGAUACCAUGCCCGUGUCCUCACAGACCUCAGGGUGGGAGCUGCGUUCCCAACCCAGCACGUUCUCCAUGCUAGUCCUCCCGAAUUGUUCCUUAGUCCGCAGGAGAGCGAGGUGAUUCGAAGUGCCGACACUAUCGUCUCAUUUGACUGGGUCGACUUGGCCGGAACACUGCAGACCGCAUAUGGCGCUGGUACAGAGCCACGGGCUUACAUCGUGGACGUCAGCCUCGAUUCCACCCUCCGUGGUGGCUGGUCCAAGGAUCACUUUGGCCAACCGCCCAUCGACCUUGCCGUUCGAGCAGAUGUAGACGCGACUGUAUCUGCGCUACUAGCUGCAAGUCUACCAACCGAACUACAACCGGAUGGUGGUAGACACCUGGAACGUCAGCAAGGAUUGUCAGAUAUUACCAAGCAGAUGGACGGAGAAGUGAACCAGCAGCCGCGCCACCAGCAGCCGGGGGACACCAAGAUCUACAUGAAAGAUUUGGCUGAGGCGUUGUACGGCGCCAUUAACCCGGACAAAACGUGCCUGAUCCGACUACCUCUUGGAUGGAGAGGCCGCGAUCUCCGUGCCACACACUCACUCGCCUACCUGGGCCAGGACGGCGGCGAAGGAACCGGCUCAGGGCCCGGCAUGGCGGUCGGUGCAGCCCUCGCCCUCAAGGAUACCGAGUUCUUGCCCGUAGCCAUCCUGGGCGACGGCGACUUCCUGAUGGGCUCGUCGGCCCUCUGGACGGCGGCCCGCUACCGAGUACCGCUUCUGGUGAUCAUCGCCAACAACGCCUCGUUCUACAACGACGAGGAACACCAGGAAGAUAUUGCUCGGGAGCGAGGUCGGCCUACACGGAACAAGGGGGUCGGCACUCGGAUCGAUGACCCCUUGCCGGAUAUCUCGCAGAACGCUGCUUCUCUCGGGGCUAAGGUGCUGGGGCCACAGGUCACGCAGCGCGCAAAAUUGUUAGUUACGUUAAGGGAGGCCACGAGGCUGGUCCAGGGCGAAAAGGUGUUGGUCGUGGUCGAUGUGCAAGUUUGUCCAGAUGAAGAGUCUGAGAAGGACGAAUGAAAAUGCUCGAUCCGCUGGGCUGGAUUUCUAUGCGCUGAAUUACACAAUGUCACAAGGUUUAUAUGUGCGCGUCCAGCUGGUAGUUUAGUUGCGGUUUUGGGUCAUCACGGUCAUGUUCGCAAUCUAAUUCGCCAGUCCGAGUACGUUGUUUAGGUGCGAAUCGCAAAUCGGGAAGGUCGUACAAAAUGGAUGCAGUAAGACUGUUCCCGUCUAUCUAAUGCCUGG